Molecule: messenger RNA, 4119 nt
Organism: Coccinella septempunctata (seven-spotted ladybird)
Lineage: Eukaryota; Metazoa; Arthropoda; Insecta; Coleoptera; Coccinellidae
Product: ras-related protein Rap-1
Exons: 4
Coding region: 158-997 (279 amino acids)
Molecular function (GO): GTPase activity; GTP binding
Source: RefSeq, a predicted model, not a curated record
GAGAGCGGUUCCGGAACAGUCAAAGAUCUGCUGCCAACAGGUUGUGGCCUCAGUGCGGUUCAUCCCUCUGUUGAUGGUUAAACCUGCUGUUCGGCGAUCGCGGAAAACGACUGUUUUCAUAGUGUGAGGCGAUCGUCAGCACCAACAAAACGUUUUCAUGAAGGGUAGACAUCAGUUUCGUAGGCGUUUCAGUCUGCAGCCUUCUUUCUUAAAAGAAGAACCAUCAGAGAAUGACAGGCGACAGAACUCCAGAUCUCCAGGCAGCGAGGAUGCAGAGUCGUUGGAGAAAAAUGACACGAUGGGACCACCUUCGGGCAGUUUCGUCAGACAUAAGAUAGUAGUUAUGGGUGCUGCUAAAGUAGGCAAGUCUUCCAUUAUCACCCAGUUUCUUUACGGCACCUUUUCGCCCAAAUAUAAACGAACGGUGGAGGAGAUGCACCAUGGUGAUUUCAAUGUGAACGGCGUUCAUUUGACGUUGGACAUUCUGGACACCGCUGGUUCUUUUGAAUUUCCCGCCAUGAGAGCCCUUUCGAUAUCAUCUGCAGAUGCCUUCAUUUUAGUCUACGACAUUACUGAUUCCUCGUCGUUCGAGGAAGCCAGGAUGUUGAGGGAUCAAAUUCAUGAGACCAAAGGUACUUCUAGUGUACCGAUCGUUUUAGUGGGGAAUAAAAUUGACCUUAUGGGAAAUAGAGAGAUUGACACCGCCACCACAGAGUCGGUUGUAACGGUUGAUUGGGAGAACGGCUUCGUAGAAACAUCGGCCAAGGAAAACAUAAAUGUUAGCAAAGUGUUCAAAGAACUUCUCGUCCAGGCCAAGCUGAAGUACAAUUUGAGUCCAGCUUUGCGCAGGAAACGCAGGCAGUCCCUUCCUCUCCAAUCAGGCGUACCACCGUCAACACCAUCCCAUAGCGCUAUGGUUCCUUCGGCUGUACAACUACAACAUCUACAAAACAUAAGGGAUCGUCACGGAAAGAGAAAUUCAUGCACAUUAUCUUAAGAAGAGUUGAAACCUCUUGGAAAAAACCCAGUAAAUCUCAUUCACGGAAGAAUACCAGCUGUUAAUUUUUUGUACAACUAACGGUUUCUUAUUUUACAUGGUUGAAUCUUAGCCAUCUAUGGAAGGUGCAGAUUAAAAAUCGUAAACUGAAAGUUCAGAGGGUUUUACAGUUUUAAUUUCGAAACAAAACACUCUUCUGAGUAGCCGGAUUGAAACUGACCUCUGAAAUUCUACUGGCCCAUCACUCAUUGCUGAAUGAUAAUUGGAAAUUUUCCAAAGACUGCUUGCGAAAGAUCUCAUUGUUUCUAAUUCUGCCUUGAAAAGUGUAAAAAAGCAAUAUUUCAUGCCUUCCUUGGUAGAUGGCUAUAGUUGAAUCAAUAGGGUACUCAGAAUUUUUCGUUUUGUUCAGAUAAUUUACUUACCUAAUUCCUAUAAUUUUCGAUAAGAGAAUUUUCAGUUAUCAACGAAUUGCUUAUGGAUAUUAGACUUAUGAAGCCAGACCCAGUUAAUUACUUUCUGUUACAACUGCUUAAAUUCUUCACUUCUGUUUCCAAACUUAUUCCUUUUUUUAUGAAAAAUCGAAUCAUAAAAUGUUUCAGGCCGAUUUUCUUGAAAACUGUGUUUUAUAAAUAUAGAGUUUUUGACUGAGGUGACCGUUCCUGAAGAACAAUCGACAAGAAUUUCAAAUUUUGUGAAAAUAUCUGUGGCAUACAAAUUGGGGAAGAAAAUUUACUUAACAUGCAGGGAAUAUCUACAGCUAACAUUCAACAAAAAGCGCGACUGUUUUCGAUUGAAUCGAAAUAUUUCUUUCAACCUCAACACCCCCUGUUUCGCGAGUGAGAAGAAAACAAAUGUUCACAAAAAAUUAAUUCAUUAAUGGUGGUCUAUCUAUACUAUCAGUUCGUGACAUCUACUCUGGACACCCAGUGUAUGCAUUUCAAGGAUCUUCAUCUAAUUAUAAGUUUUUCUUUUUGUACGGUCGAAAAUAGUAUUUUAUAUUGUUUUGAUUUUCGUUAAUAGUCAAAAGUCUGUUCAUUAUUUUGUGAAUCACGAAGGAAUCUCGGAAUCAAAUCUUUAUGAGACGUGUUUCGGUAGGAAAUGUUUGAAUAGGAAACAAGAACGUAUUCAGUCUUAUUCCUACAUGUCAUAACGGCAUGCAAAAGUGAUGCGAUUAGGUUAUGGUUACAAAAUGGCGUAUGCGUCGGUUCGGGUUGAACGAUGAUUCCCAUUGUUAUAAGCCAGUAUUAGGGAUAGGAUUCAAGUCCGUUCCUUUUUUUAUUUUAUAUUUUUUCGAUGAACUCCCCGUUUCAUUUCAAAUAUUCAUUGAAUUCAGUCUCGAAAAUUGUCUAAAUAAAACAUAUUAUUGAAAAAGCUCUCAUUCCCUUUGAUCUCAAAAUGAAUCCAGAGAAAAAAAUGUAAAUAAAAGUAUCAUUUAACAUAACAAAGUGUUCUAAUUCACGAAGAUAUAUAAAAUAAAACUUUAAAACAUAUAUCGCAAAAUACUUUUGUUAUCAGGAUGCCUUUCUGAGUUAGGCCAUAUUUAGGACAUUUGAUACACAUACACCUGCAUCAGGAGUCUUUAAGGCGGAAACAGACUGCUAUCACGUCACGUGAGCUUACGUGUUAUCAUGGGUAGUCAUGUCACAUCACGUCAAAAAAGUGUAGUUCAAAGUUAGUACAUCUACAUGUAUUUUAAUGAAUUAACAACUGUCUAGAGCCACACUGAUUGUACCAUUGCUCUUUUAAGCAUGAUUUCACUUCAAAUUCAAAAGAUUCCGAACAUGAUAUGACAUGAGCUCACGUGACGUCUGUUUCCGUUUUACCAGUUAUAUUCAUAUCCAAAGUGAUAGUUGAAAAUUCUCAUCAUGAACUCUGUUCAACACAUGAAUAACUAGAAUAUUCAUUGAUUCAGAAAUUGUCUUUUCAUUUAGUUAUGGAUUUUUCGAAUGAAAGUUACCAUCCAAAGACAAAAUUUGAAAAUAAAAAAACAUUAUUUUUCAUUUCAAUAAUUUUCUUCAUUAUACACAUUCCUCAUAAGAUAACGCACAUAUCUGUCAAGUUUUUUCUUUCAGUCGCAAUAUUUGUGAGAAAAAAUAUGUGUAUGGAUAUAGGUAUAUUCUCACAAAUUCAAGAUAUGAAAUAGAUAAAAUCCAGUUUAUUCUAACAUUUCUUCAUUUUAUAUCUAGAGGAAAAUGUUUUGUGGAACCAAAUACAAUAACUGUAUUUUCUUAUGGACGUGGUAGGUGUUUAAACAGGAAUUUUGAAUUUCUGUACUGCAAUUAGGUAUAUCAUUUCAAGAAUAUUAAUAUGUAAUUGAAGUCUGAUCUCAGGGGACCUUUCUGAUCAUUUUCUAGAAUAGUUCCCAUAAAAACUGAAAUUUAAAUUAUGUAUUUUUUGACAAGAAAGCAUCCAAAUAUUUGUCUUAUAUUGAAAAAUUCAAUUUGUAUGUGUAUGUUUUUUCAAUACUGCAAAUGAAAUUAAUCAUAAUGAUUUGUAAACGAAAAUUGGGUCGUAUUUAAAUCAUCUUUGAAAAGAGAGUACUAUCUGCAUCCUCUCAAUCAAAAAUUAUGCUGAUUUUCAGUUCAGACUAUUAUAGAUUGAAAUUUUACAAAUAUCGUUGUUUUCCUCAAUGGCAAUACUAACACUUCUGAUAGGAUAUAAAUAUAGUCUAUUCAACCAAAAAACUAAAGUUUCCUUUUACUGGAAACGUUAUAUAUUUCAAUCAACCAUUACACAAGUACUUCACUAACAAAAAAAAUAAUACAAAGUUGAGUUAAAUUCGAGUACGGGUGCUGUCAGAAUUAUUCACCAUUAUAUUUCAUGAAAUUUUUCUCAUGACAAUGAGAAUCUCUAACACCAAAUAAAGGCUUAUGCUGCAUGGUAUUUCGUGUAUAUGGAAUAUUACUAAUAAUCAUAUAAAUUGAUAUAAAUUACUUAAAGUAAUAAUGUAAUAAUCAAAGUAACUAUAAAAUCAGUACCCAAGUCAAUUUAUGUAGCAAACAUAAUAUAGAAUCUUUCUUCCAUAGAUAUCUUUUUAUAAAUUGGUAACAUAUAAAUGUAAUCAAUAUUAUACCUAUUCAAUCGGAUGUGAUGACUUGAGAAAUUAAAAAAAUUGAAUAAAA